AUGGUAGUCUCUGAACAGAUGGAUUGUGCCUUUUUGAAAAUUAAAAUUAGUUCUGCUCAAAUAAAAACUGGAUGCAGAUUCGAAUGUGAAAGAGAUUAUUUUAAUUAAGAUUAGAUAACAUUUGUUCCAAAUAAAUAAUUAACUUUAGAUAUAAAUUAAUCUUAUGACGAAGUAGAAACAGACACUAUUGCCGAUUCAAAAGAUUAACUUUGCGUAAUUUCUGAUUACUUUAUUGUUGGACGCUAUCUAUGUAACUAUUUGGUUGUAUUUUAAGUGUCUCCAAUUUUGUCAAGAUUUUUAUGA
This is a messenger RNA of Paramecium primaurelia, 303 nucleotides long. NCBI's taxonomy places the organism in Eukaryota, Ciliophora, Oligohymenophorea, Peniculida, Parameciidae. The record is from the annotation of a GenBank genome assembly.